AUGGCCUUCACCGCUCUCCUCUCGAUCGUCGCUCUCGCCACUGCUACCAGUGCUGCCGUCACCAAGCGCGUUACUUGCGCCGACGGUAACAUCACGGCCAACGAAGCGUGCUGUGUCCUCUUCCCCAUCCUCGACGAUAUCCAGACGAACCUGUUCGACAAUGCUGGCUGUGGUGAGGAUGUGCACGAGUCCCUCCGCCUGACGUUCCACGACGCCAUCGGCUUCUCGCUGCACAACUCUUCCGUCGGCACCGGCGCCGACGGAUCCAUCGCUAUCUUCGAGAACAUCGAGGCUAACUUCCAUGCCAGCAUCGGUGUUGACGAGAUCAUCAACGAGCAGAAGCCGUUCCUUGCCCGCCACCCGGAGAUCAACACGGCCGACUUCAUUCAGUUCGCUGGUGCAGUAGGUGUCUCCAACUGCCCAGGUGCUCCGCAGCUUCAGUUCCUGCUCGGUCGUGUGGACGCGACGGCACCCGCUGUCGACAAGACCAUCCCGGAGCCCUUCGACACGGUCGACAGCAUCCUUGCUCGCUUCGCCGACGCUGGCUUCACCCCGGCUGAAGUUGUUGCUUUGCUCGCUUCGCACACCGUCGCUGCAGCCGAUGAAGUCGACCCGACCAUCCCCGGAACUCCCUUCGACAGCACCCCGUUCACCUUCGACACCCAGUUCUUCGUCGAGACCCAGCUCCGCGGCACGCUCUUCCCCGGUACCGCUGGCAACCAGGGUGAGGUCGAGUCACCACUCAAGGGCGAGAUGCGGCUGCAGUCCGACUCUGAGCUCGCGCGCGACUCGCGCACUGCAUGCCUCUGGCAGGCGAACGUCAACGACCAGGCCCACAUGAUGAGCUCGUUCUCCGCCGCGAUGGCCAAACUUGCAGUGCUCGGUCAGGACACCAGCAAGAUGGUCGACUGCUCCGACGUCCUUCCUCGCGUCAAGCCGUUCACUUCCUCCGCGACCUUCCCUGCCGGUCUCUCCAACGCCGAUGUUGAGCAGGCGUGCGCCACCUCCGCCUUCCCCACCCUCAAGACUGACCCCGGCCCGGUGACCUCUGUGGCCCCUGUCCCUCCUUCGUAA
Messenger RNA from Peniophora sp. CBMAI 1063, 1074 nucleotides. Lineage: Eukaryota; Fungi; Basidiomycota; Agaricomycetes; Russulales; Peniophoraceae. The record is from the annotation of a GenBank genome assembly.